Symbiodinium natans is the source of this 1773-nucleotide messenger RNA. The record is from the annotation of a GenBank genome assembly. NCBI's taxonomy places the organism in Eukaryota, Dinophyceae, Suessiales, Symbiodiniaceae.
AUGGCAAGUGCCGCGACAAUGGUAUCUAGCGAUCCCAAGAUUUGGGUAGUCGAUGACUGCCUUCCAGUGGAGUUUGUGGCGAUGGUCAACAAUGCGUUUGAGGAUGGAACUGCUCAAUGCCAAGUGGUAAAGAAGCCAAAUGGUCGUGAGCUGUUGGCGAGAAACAUCGACUUUGAUGUCAAACAUGAGCUUUGCCAGGAAGUCUUUGGGAGGAUCUCAGACCUUUGCGGCAUCCCCGCGGCCAUGCCAUUCAGCCAUUUCAUGGUUUCAGAGGUCUGGGCGAGCGGCCAGGAUGCUCACCUGGACCAUGUGAAUGUGGAUGAUGUCAAUGCAGAGAAGCUCUGCUUUCUUGACCUCACACGACAGAGCUCCUGUGAGGCUGAUCCCAGAAGAGUCGUCCCAACGGUUUCCAUUGCACUUUACUUUAACGCUGUCGGAGGCAUUCGUUUCCCCUCAGCCAGCUGCGCGCAGACUAUUGCAGCCAAAGCGGGCCGCAUGGUUAUUUUCCAAAACUACGAUGAUGAAGCAAGGCCGUCUCACAAGGAUUCCGCUGCCCACUACGGAGUCUAUUUCGAGAAGUUGCCCAGACGGGUCCUCAUCAUGGGCAUCCUUGCCAAUGAAACACCGCAGUUCACAGCAGAUCCGAGGCAAAGAGGUGCAAAGACAGAGGCUCUGAUCUACUGCGCCGGUACCAAACGAGAUCCCUUGUAUCAUGACAAUCCCUCAUAUGAUACUUACAAGACUCCCGAGCAGAUUGCGGAGAGGCUGAGGGCAGACCAAAAAGAAGAGGAAUUCCUUCGUCGUCAAGAGCAGCAGACGAGGAAGCCUCUGAAGUUAGACAUGAUCGUCACCCUGGAUAUACAACGCAAGGAUGGCUUCUGCAGCGUUGAAGGAAGAAACCUGCAUGGAACGUUGCUGUGCAAUCUCAGCUGCUCCCAGGCCAUGACGGUGAAUGAGUUGCGCGGUCAGGUGAAACAGGAAGCAGACCCAGACGACCUCACCAACCUCAUGUUGUGCCUCCCGGACGGGCAGCUCUUGACCCAGGAGCAUGACGGAACUAUGCUCGCACGUUGGUCAGUGGAAAGCCAGCCGGUCGAGGCACCGCCCGAAGCGCGGUUAGAGAUGAACAACCUGUACGGAAGUUUUCUCAAGGCCCUCUAUACCAUGUUUGAGGUCACGCAUAGCGGAAGCUGGCCUACAGUGGUGCGGCCGGUUCUGGAGAAAGUGGAUCCAUGGUAUGCGCUCUUCUUCCUCACCUACAUCACCCUAGUGGUCUUUGCAGUCAUCCGCGUCGUGACCGCGCUCUUUCUGAAGGAAACAUUGGCCAGCGCAGAGAACGACGCCGACAUGGCAAUGGAGAACUCCAGACGUGUGGCUGGAGAGACUCACAGGAAGCUAGAGGAUUUGUUCGUGGCCGCCGACGAGGAUGGCGACGGAAGCCUCUCCCCCGAGGAGUUUGUGACGGCGAUGAGCCUGCCGAGCGUGCAACGAUUCCUGAACUCUUUGGACGUUAGCAUCAGGGACUGCGGCCCUUUGUUUGACAUCCUGGAUGAUGGAGACGGAGUGAUCACCAUCACGGAGUUUUGCAAGGGCUUGAUGCAGCUCAAGGGCCAGGCGCGCGCUAUCGACCUCGUCGUCCUGCAGCACGAGAACAAGAAGCUGCUCCGCGAGUGCGAGAGGAUCAACAAGACGCUUCACACCCUGACGAAGGCCAUGAAAGUUCCGGCGAUGCAGAGAUCGGAGUCGCAACUGCAGUACUCGCGGCUGGCCUGA